Molecule: messenger RNA, 1534 nt
Organism: Lolium perenne
Lineage: Eukaryota; Viridiplantae; Streptophyta; Magnoliopsida; Poales; Poaceae
Source: RefSeq, a predicted model, not a curated record
UUUUUAAUGUUUAUUUUGUGUUUUUAUUUACUUUUUAUAGUGAGAACAUAAACCUACACAAAAAAGCAAAAAAAUAGAGGUUGAUAUAUGGAGCCAGAGGAACAUUGUGUAGUGACAGCGCGGCAAAGAAGAUCGGAACUAAAAUUUAGAGCGGUGGGUAUGCGCCAAAUUUCAGUCAAAUCCCCAUUAGAAAAACAGAGGCUAACAUGUAGAAGCAUGGGCAAGAGCGGGAGAUCAGAGUUUUCAGAACCACGGGCGGGACAGCGGGAGCGAAAAGACCAAAAAAUUUCCUAAGUCCCCAGCGCAUCCCUCAAACCCUAGCGAAAAGUCCCCACUGUCUUCUUCUCUCCGCCGCCGCCCCAUGUCUCUUCUCUCCGGCCACCGUGCUCUCUGUCGCCGCACUAUUCCCCUCCAGAUACAAGCUACGUCUCACCCAUGGCCUCCUCGACUGUGAGAACGACCACCCCGUCGCUUCAAGGCCUCGCGGCGGCGGGAUCCGCCCCACCCCUCUCUUCAUAUCCCAUUGAUUCCGCCCCUGCCGCCGGAUGCGGCCUUCCCAUGCCUCCUUGCGGCCGGAUGCGGCCUUUCCCGGUGUCCCUGCCGCCGGAUCCGGCUGCACCCUACCGCUUGCUCAUGGAAGGCCGCGGGUUCUGCUGCGGUGCGAGGUCGCGGGCGCUGGAUCUUGCGGGGCUCGAGAUGUGCAGGCCGGCCAUCUCAUGGUUCUUCCGGAGCAGCGUCUCAAAAGCAUCAAAAAUUCUGAAUGCCCAACUGAGCUUGCGCCUGUUGAUGGGAGGUCUAAGCGCAGGAGCACGGUGGACCGCCGAGACGAUGAGGCAAGAUCAUAGCCAAGAAGAAAAAUCAUGUGUCCUCAUGGGCUCUCCAUGCACUAGUUUCGAGAGGACCUCGACGAAGUGCUCCAGUCCCACACUGUCUAUUCUAAUGUCUUCAGGGGCGUCCGACAAACUCACCAAAGUACGCGUCAAGAUAUUGGAGAAAGGUGAGUUCCAAGUUUCUGGCAAGGAGAGGGAGCAACAAGCUGCAGUCAGGGAUCGGAGGAGUACGCCAGGACGGCCUUCGAAACAGAGGAGGAGAAGCAUAGCAAGGAGAGAACCAUGCAAGACAACAGGGAACGUGAGAGUAGGAGAUCACCGUCCUCUAUUAGAGUGGGUAUCCUCAAACAAGCUAGGUAAAGUCAUAUUGGAGGGCACAUGUAAUCAAUUCUCUAUAGGUUCGGUUCUCGUAUUCGGAUUUUGGUAUCCUUACAACAACUUCGUAUGUGCGUAUACGAAUCGGGUUCGAGCCCGAUGUUUGAUAGCUAGGACACGUUUUUGGUAAAGGUUCAGAUUCCAGUUAGUACCUGUGCAUUUCAGUGAUGUUUUAGCAAAAUAUAAUUUGCAUGUUCAUCUCUAAAAAUUAACUAAACAUUUAUUCGGCAGCUAGAACGAGGAUAGCAUGGGCUGUAUGUGCACUUGCUUGCUUAUUGAACUGGAGUACAUCCUGUUUUGCAAGUUCUAGUGAAAUUGGAUCUUACUAA